Cajanus cajan (pigeon pea) is the source of this 2343-nucleotide messenger RNA. Its product is annotated as oligomeric golgi complex subunit. NCBI's taxonomy places the organism in Eukaryota, Viridiplantae, Streptophyta, Magnoliopsida, Fabales, Fabaceae. Gene Ontology annotation, biological process: intra-Golgi vesicle-mediated transport. The record is from RefSeq and is a predicted model, not a curated record. Gene Ontology annotation, cellular component: COG complex.
GAAGUUAGAUGCUAGUUAGAUCUUUGAUCUAAACAGAGAUCGGAGAAGAAGAAGAGAAGAGAAUGGGAACGACGGUGGCGGGUCUAGCGCCGGGUCUGUCACGGAAGCUGAAGAAGGUUCUAGAAUCGAGGAUCGACACGCCUGAUCUCUUGUCUUCGCUCAACACGCUCUCUUCCUUCUACGAUGAGAACACUCCUCAGGCGCGCCGCAACCUCCGAUCCACCAUCGAGAAGCGAUCCCUCUCCAUCAACCGCGAAUUCCUCGACGCUUCCCACGCCGCGCAACUCGCUUUGGAUAGCGUGGAGAACGAGGUUGAUACGCUCGCCGAGUGCUGCGACAGGAUAGCUAAGGCUUUGAAUAGUUGUAGUGCUAGCACUGCUGACAUUAUCAGUACCACAGAGAGGCUCAAACAAGAGCUUGAAAGUACUACACAAAGACAAGAGAUUGUAGCAUGUUUCUUACGUGAUUAUCAGCUCUCCCCUGAAGAGAUAAAUGCACUUAGAGAAGAAGAGCUGAAUGAAAACUUUUUCAAGGCAUUAUCUCAUGUCCAAGAGAUUCAUUCUAAUUGCAAAGUGUUACUUAGGACACAUCAUCAGCGAGCUGGUUUAGAGCUGAUGGAUAUGAUGGCUGUGUAUCAAGAAGGAGCAUAUGAGCGCCUAUGCAGGUGGGUUCAGGCUGAAUGUAGAAAAUUGGGGGACACUGACAAUCCGGAAGUCAGUGAGCUUCUGAAAACAGCUGUACGCUACCUCAGGGAAAGAUCUGUCCUUUUCAAAUAUUGUGCAGAAGAGGUAGCCAAUAUGAGACAUAAUGCACUAUUUAGAAGAUUUAUAAGUGCUCUUACACGUGGAGGACCUGGUGGAUUGCCUCGACCAAUUGAAGUCCAUGCUCAUGAUCCACUACGAUAUGUGGGUGAUAUGCUAGGCUGGUUGCAUCAGGCCUUGGCAUCUGAACGUGAACUUGUAGCUGUAUUACUUGAUCCAGAUGCAAUUAUCGAUAAUGGAUCAAAGCAAAUCUCGGAUAACUCUGAGAAUGGCUCUGGGAAGACAGAGUCUGACUUGAAGUUUGUUCUUGAUAGAAUUUUUGAAGGAGUAUGUCGACCGUUCAAAUUGAGAGUUGAACAAGUUUUACAGUCUCAACCAAGUCUAAUAGUAUCCUACAAGCUCAGUAAUACACUUGAAUUUUACAGCUACACUAUCUCAGAUUUACUUGGACGAGAAACUGCACUUUGUAAUACACUCUGGGCACUGAAAGAUGCUUCUCAGAAAACAUUUUUUGAUAUUUUGAAAGGUCGAGGGGAAAAGCUUUUACGGUAUCCCCCACUUGUUGCUGUUGAUCUUUCACCACCACCAGCAGUGAGGGAAGGUGUAUCUGUACUUCUUGAAAUUAUUGACACCUACAACAGCAUGAUGUUUCCUGCUUCUGGCCAAAAACCUGCUUUUGGUCCAGUUAUAUCUGCUACACUGGAUCCAAUAGUUCAGAUGUGUGAACAAGCAGCAGAGGCACACAAGUCGAAGGGAGUUGGCCACUCAGCAAGAAGGAGUAGGAUGAGUUCUGAUUCUGGUCAACUUACUAAAUCAUCAGUUGAUGCAAUCUUGUCAAAUAGCAGCUCUGCUUCAUCCUCACUGACUAGUGAAACCCCUUCAAAGAUCUUUCUCAUUAACUGCUUGUGUGCUAUUCAACAACCUCUUUCUGGAUAUGAGGUGGUUGCUGAUUACGUUAAAAGACUUGGAGCAAUGAUAGAUAAUCACCUGCGUGUUCUUGUGGAAAAAGAAGCUGAUGCAAUCUUAAGAAGAUGCAAUUUGUCAGAAAAGAUGCCUCACUUCUACAGUUCAAUCGAUAAGGAAGGGGACAAUGAAGUGGGUACCCCAUUGGCUGAGAUGGAGGACACUAGUCCAGCCAUUCUUUCAGAGUGUUUGAAAACUCUGUUUGGCCUUAUCUUGGGAAGUGAAAGUUCCCUGCCCGAAUUUGAGCAGAUACAGGUUCCAAGGUUGCGUUCUGAAGCUUCUAUUGGCGUGGCCAGGUCACUGGCCGAAGCUUAUGAGCUUAUUUAUAAGGCUAUUAUGGAUCCGAAGAAUGGUUAUCCGGACCCCAGAUCGCUGGCAAGGCAUCCUCCUAAUCAGAUAAGAACUAUAUUAGGAAUAUAAGUUUUGUUCUUUUGUUUUGCCCCGACCUGUUUUGCUUAAUGCUUAUUAUGUUUGUUAAUUACGUAAAUAACCUUUUUUCUUUUUCUCUCUCAUCUGAGAUUGUAUUGCUGUACAAAAAACUUCUGUGAUCUACACCCUGCUCUUAACUUUUGAGAUGCUUUAUUGGAAUUCUAUUUUUGUUGUCAUUAUAUUCAUUAAA